Messenger RNA from Perca fluviatilis (European perch), 2116 nucleotides. Its product is annotated as butyrophilin subfamily 3 member A2-like. The transcript has 6 exons. The coding region runs from base 34 to 1416 and encodes 460 amino acids. Lineage: Eukaryota; Metazoa; Chordata; Actinopteri; Perciformes; Percidae. The record is from RefSeq and is a predicted model, not a curated record.
GUGACUCCCACUCACUUGCCAAAGAACUGCAGGAUGAUUCACACGAAGGACAGACUCCUCUUGAAACCUUGGUUCAGUGUCUUCAGUGCAUUGUUCUUGCAUCAAACUGUGGUCCUCUUUCUCCUAGGUCAGUCUCAGGUAAUCAGUACAUCUCAGCCAAUAGUGGCAAAGGUUGGUGAUGACAUAACUUUGCCAUGCCACCUGGAAAUUGCUGUGGAUGCUACUGACCUGACUGUGGAGUGGGCGAGACCUGACCUACAGCCCAGAUUUGUCUAUUUGAGACGAGACGGCGUGGAGCUUCAGCGUGCGGAGCAUCCAUUGUACAUGGGGAGAACAUCACUGUCCACCAACGAACUAAAGUGUGGAGACAUUUCACUUAAACUCUCCAACGUAAAACUCUCUGAUACAGGAACCUACAAAUGCCUUGUUCCAAAAUCUGGUACAGAAUAUGUUGUCGAGCUCACUGUAGGUUCUGUCUCCUCACCUGACAUGAAGAUAUCCAAAGUCAGCAAUGGAGCGGUUCUACAGUGUGAGUCUAAAGGCUGGUAUCCAGAGCCUGAGGUGUUGUGGCUGGACAGUGAGGGAAACCUCCUCUCUGCUGGACCUCCAGAGACAGUCAGAGGUCCUGAUGAUCUCUAUACUGUCAGCAGCAGAGUGACUGUGGAGAAGAGACACAGCAACAGAUUCACCUGUAGAGUCCAGCAGAAGAACACCAACCAGACUAGAGAGACAACUAUCCAUCUUCCAGAUGAUGUCUUCAUGGACCAGUGUAAUUUUGCUGUUCGCAUCACCAUCUGCUCGGCUGUCUGCUUCAUGUCUGUCAUGGCAGUCUUUGUUUUGUGGAAAUGUGGACAACACCAAAUCAAAACCACAAACGGCAGCACAGAACGUCAGCAUCUGGUGGAGGGAGAUAAAAUGAUUCAGUUGGACAUGAAAGAGGAAAAACUUGUUGAGGAGUUACAGAAGAAUGAGAGCGAUUUGAAACAUGUACAACAGGUGAUUACAAUAUUGACAAAUCAGAAGAAAGAGCUGGAGAACCAGAGAGAGAAACUCUACUCACUACUGGAUGAGGACAGGACACGGGUAGAGCAGAACAACAAGAAGCUGAAGAAGAUCCCCAAAACAGACACAGGUAAAAAAAUGGAAAAGUGUGUAAAGACCAGAAAGGAUCUGGACAGGAGAAAGACAGAACAUGAUGAACUGUUAUGGAACACAGAGAAGUUACAGGAGACAGCAGAGAAGAUGAUUACUAUAAUGACAGAAAGGAAAGAGAAACUAGAGAGAGAUAAGGAGAAAAUAAAUGAACACCUGAAAGAGAUGGAGAGACAGAGAGAAGAGACCAAACUUCAGUUAGAGCAGCAAGAGAGGGAAGAGGAAAAAAUAAUCCAUCCUCCAAUGAUGAUAUAUGAAAAAUGAUGUAUUCAUAUUAGAUCCAUAGUUUUGUCAUCUACCGGAUCAUUCCAAACCAGAUGUGACCACAGUGAACUUUGGUCACUCUAUUCUUUGCUCACUUCCUCCAGUUCAAGACAACAAAGAACCAGUCACAUUUGACAUCAUGAAAAUGAACGAAACAGGUUGCUGCAUUAACUUGAAUUUCAGUUCAAGUGUCUUUGUUUUAUAGAAAUUAUUUUUUUCUCAUCAUUGUCUUGCAUAAUGUUGCAUUUUUGAAUAAAUUGUACUAUAAUAUUCUUUUGCUGUAUUUACUGUAAAAUUCAUGUUAGGCUGUACUUCAUUGACAUAAAUAAUACUUUGUUCAAAAUGUGUGAUUACAUAAUCCUGAAAAUGUAUGAUAGCUUAUAUCAGCAUCACCAAUUGUUUUAUUAAUGGUUAAAGUUUAAAUACAAAUUUAUAGUAGGCAUAUUUUAAUUUAAUUUCACCCAGAUUUGAUCUUUUGUGCCCAUUUACUGAUUGUUCUGUUGUGUUUACUUCAUGUUAGACAGUAACAGUCAUCCCACAAUCAGCCCAACAGCAGUUUCUCCUAACACUCCUAAAACCCCUCCUAAAAGUUUUUUUUUUCUUGCAGUCAUUGAUGUUUUAUAGCUGAGAAAUACAGAUGUGUUUUUGAUAACAACUGUACAUGACCCCUUUCUUAAAAGAAAUAAAUUAACAUUUUCUA